CGCAAACAGAUUCUUUGACAGAUUUAUCUUCUUCCGGUUUGAGCGAGAGAGAACACAAAGUUUAGGUUUAGGGUUUUUUUGGUUUUACACCAUUCUUCAUCAUCCUUACUCGUUCAAUCACCGACGCAUAGCUAAGCUAUAGACAAUUUCUGGGAAUAUGAGUGGACGGCCGGCCAAAAAGCCGAGAACCACCGACCAUUCCGUCGUCAGAAUUUGUGAAAGGGAGUUGGGUCGAUUGCCCAAUCGCAAUUUCUCCAACCGCUUUUCAGCCUCUCAGCAUCUAUUACAGCGUCUUGGACUCCACAAGAAGCUCCGAAAGCAUAAGGGUUGUGUCAACACAGUAAGCUUCAAUGCAGAUGGAGACAUCCUCCUUUCAGCUUCUGAUGACAGGCAAGUUAUUCUUUGGGAUUGGGACACGGCUUCCGUCAAACUCUCUUUCGAUUCUGGCCAUUGCAACAAUAUCUUCCAAGCCAAGUUUAUGCCUUUCUCUGACGAUCGCACCAUUGUCACAUCUGCUGCUGAUGGCCAGGUCCGCUCUUCCAAAAUUCUAGAGUCUGGACAAGUAGAGACUUGUUUGUUGGGUAAACAUCAAGGACGGGUCCACAAGUUGGCUGUUGAGCCUGCAAGUCCAUUCUCAUUCUAUACUUGUGGCGAGGACGGCGUUGUCAAGCAUUUUGAUCUUAGGACUCGGGUGGCUACAAAUCUUUUCACUUGUAAAGAAGCAAAGUUCAAUUUAGUUGUCUACUUGAAUGCAAUUGCAGUUGAUCCGAGGAACCCAGGUCUUUUCGCGGUGGCUGGGAUGGAUGAGUAUGCUCGUGUCUAUGAUAUUCGCAGCUAUCGCUCUGAGGGUUGGUAUAACUUUGCCCAGCCCGUAGACCACUUUUGUCCUCGCCAUUUGAUUGGAAACGACCAUGUGGGAAUAACAGGUCUUGCUUUCUCUGAUCAAAGUGAGCUCCUUGCUUCAUUUCGUGACGACUUCAUCUAUCUUUUCACCCCUGAUAUGGGGCUCGGCCCAAAUCCCUCUUCGACUGUUGCUGAGGAGAGGACGACCCCGCAGCCGCAGGUUUUUAAAGAGCACAAGAACCGCGAAACAGUCAAAGGUGUCACCUUUUUCGGACCCAAGUGUGAGUACGUGGUUAGUGGUUCUGACUGUGGCCGAAUAUUCAUAUGGACGAAGAAAGACGGCGAGCUUCUCCGUGCCAUGGAAGCAGAUAAACAUGUUGUCAACUGUGUAGAGUCUCAUCCUCACUUGCCACUGCUGUCUAGUUGUGGAGUCGAGACUGACAUCAAAAUAUGGACUCCUGGAGGAACUGAGAAACCCACUUCCCCUGGAGCUGCAAAAAAGGCUUCGGUUUCUGGUAACCCUCGUUGGUUCCUGUUUUAUGAUGAAGACGGAUAUGAUCAUGCGUUCAAUCCGCGCGGGUUGUAUGUGGAUGAUGAUGAUGAUGAAGAUGAUGAGGAAGAUGAUGAUUCUGAUGAUGAAGUUAGUGAUGAGAGUUCAGAAGAUGAUGAUGAUGAUGAUGAUGAUGAUGAUGAUGAUGGUUGUGGAGGAGGUAGAGAAUGGUGAAGUCGAUGUUGAGAUUACGAAGGAUGGUGAUGAUGAUUGCGAUGAUGGUGCUAAAGGAUGAUGCAGAUGAUAUAACUUGUAUCAAUUAGACAGUACACAGGUAUUUUAUAUAUAUCCACAAAAAAAAAUAGAAAAAAAAAAAGACUGAAUAAAACACUUAUAGAGUAAUAAAUAGUUCAAACGUCAAAUAAAUCUAGAAAUAAAAUGUACAUAUUACAAAAUAAACCAU
Molecule: messenger RNA, 1796 nt
Organism: Eutrema salsugineum
Lineage: Eukaryota; Viridiplantae; Streptophyta; Magnoliopsida; Brassicales; Brassicaceae
Product: DDB1- and CUL4-associated factor 8
Exons: 5
Coding region: 158-1567 (469 amino acids)
Cellular component (GO): Cul4-RING E3 ubiquitin ligase complex; cytoplasm
Molecular function (GO): protein binding
Source: RefSeq, a predicted model, not a curated record